AUGAUUCCGCUAUCAUCUUCAGCGUCACAGAGGAAAUCUAGCGUGGCAGCAAAAAUGACAAGUGGUAGCUCCUCCGGCAUGCCUUCACCGACCAGCCUCUUAACAAAAAUCAAGGGAGCUGUGCGUUCAGUUGUAUCCGACUCGAAUGCCCGCAACUUGAUGGGCUUCCUGGUUCUAAACUUUGUGUUUGCUUUCGUGGAACUCGCAUACGGAAUGUGGACAAACAGCUUGGGCUUGAUAUCUGACUCGUUUCACAUGUUCUUUGAUUGCACUGGCCUAAUAGCCGGGCUGGCUGCCCAAGUCGUUAGUCGGUGGCCAGCUGACGAUUCGUUCGCCUAUGGUUAUAAGCGCGCCGAAGUCCUAGCCGGAUUCGUCAACGCACUGUUCUUGUUGUUCAUAGCGUUUUUCAUACUGACGGAAGCCGUGGAACGGGCCAUCGAACCGCCUGAGGUGCAUCAUGACCGCCUGUUCGUUGUCAGCGUUCUGGGGCUACUCGUCAACCUGGUCGGUAUAUACGUGUUCCAACACGGUGGUAGCCACGGGCACAGCCACGGCGGCUCAGGUGGCGGUCACGGGCAUAGCCACGGUGGUGGUCACGGGCACAGUCAGGAAGGCGGUCACGGACACAGCCACGAUGGCGGAAACCACGCGCAUAAAGACGAUCCCUACAACCAGCACAACCAAGUGUCCAUAUCCAUGGGCGGCGGUGGCGGUCACCAGCAGAACAACGCGUCGGUACCACCAGCCGGGACUGGCCAGAGUAGCCACAAUCAGAACCAUCUGAUGAAAGGCGUUCUACUACAUAUCUUGGCUGACACGCUGGGCAGCGUGGGAGUGGUCAUCUCCGCGCUAUUGAUGCGAGCUUUCGGGUGGAUGCGUGCGGACCCCGUGUGCUCGAUAUUCAUAGCCGUGCUCGUGGCAGCCUCCGUGUGGGGCCUGCUUCGUGACUCGGCCCGCGUCCUCAUGAUGCGCACGCCCGUUGAACUGGAUGACGAGCGGCGCUUGUUGGACGCGUGCUACUCCCGACUUCACCGGUACCAUCCGGCCGUCAUGGGAAUCCAGGAGCCGCGGUUCUGGACGUUGUGCGCGGACGCCUACGCGGGCAGCAUUAAGAUCGAAGUGCGGUCCGGACUUGCCGGGAUCGUGGGUGCCGGUCCCGGCCCCAUCGAUUAUGCUGCGUCCUUGUCACAGAUGCAAAUCUCGGGCCAAUCGAGCCUUCAGCCCGCGGACGCCGCCCGGCUGUUGCACGACCGCGACCAAUUCGCCAACGGUCUGGUGCGAUACGCGCAACAGGUAUUCGGCGCUGUCGGUGUCCGAAACUUGUACGUGCAGAUUGACUACGCUGGUGACGAUACAGUCCACAAUCAUCCACAUCACCACGUCAACGACGUGCAGCGACAAAACAACUAUGCGGCAGUCGGCAGCCUGCUUGAUCAGCCGCAACAGCAAUUCCAAACGCACUAUCAACAGCAGCAGCAGCAACAGCAACAGCCACAGUACACCAAUCCUCUGUUAAUGAUGUAA
Macrosiphum euphorbiae (potato aphid) is the source of this 1524-nucleotide messenger RNA. NCBI's taxonomy places the organism in Eukaryota, Metazoa, Arthropoda, Insecta, Hemiptera, Aphididae. The record is from the annotation of a GenBank genome assembly.